Aphanomyces astaci is the source of this 1680-nucleotide messenger RNA. RefSeq lists its product as hypothetical. Gene Ontology annotation, biological process: positive regulation of fatty acid oxidation; fatty acid biosynthetic process; acetyl-CoA biosynthetic process. Gene Ontology annotation, molecular function: malonyl-CoA decarboxylase activity. The record is from RefSeq and is a predicted model, not a curated record. The coding region runs from base 26 to 1558 and encodes 510 amino acids. The transcript is spliced from 11 exons. Lineage: Eukaryota; Oomycota; Saprolegniomycetes; Saprolegniales; Verrucalvaceae. Gene Ontology annotation, cellular component: mitochondrial matrix; peroxisomal matrix.
AUUGCAAUUUGUGCAUCGUAUUUGCAUGUGGCGACACGCAUGCUCCUUCCGCGCGGCGGUGUGCGUCCGUCCACCACUGUUGAACCAAGCCCGCAUAUUCAGCAGCCAAACGUCUCCAGUGCCAUGGGAUUCCUGGAGAGCAGCCAUUCUGUCCACGGGUGAAUCCGAAUUCCUCAAGACAUUUCAGUUGCCAAGGGACCGCGCGUCGUUGGCCCAUCUCAUGCGCACCGUGGCGACGACCAAAGAGCGCAAUGGGGACUUUGUUCCCCGUGUGAUCAUCAAGAGCAUCGCUGCCUCGUACAAAUCCCUCGACUUUGAUUCGAAGCAGGUGUUCCUGUUGACGUUGGCGCGCGACUUGCACGUCGACGCCCCCACGGUCCAGCAAACGUUGUCUUCGUGUGCUGCUAGCAUAUCCACAGUCACCCAAUCUGACACGGUCGACUGGAAUCACGACCAAGUGGACAAGUACCUGCGAUCGAUCCGAGCGUUGAGGGACAGCCUGACGCCCCUCUACGAACUCCUGUUUCGCCAACUGUUGUCGCAAUUGGACGGGGGGAUGCUCUUUCUCGUGCAAUUGCGUGCAGAUCUCCGCCAAGUGUUGGGAAAGAUAAGCAACUCCAAGGACGUCGUCGUGCUGCGCGCGUUGGACCAGCAUUUGCAAUCGUUUCUGGCAUCGUGGUUCAGCGUCGGGUUCCUCCGCCUCGAGCGCGUGACGUACGAACAGUCCCCGGGUGCCCUCCUUGAGAAGAUCAUCCGGUACGAAGCCGUGCACCCCGUGGGCACGAUCAUCGAGCUCAAGCGCCGCCUGGGCCGCGGUCGCCGCUGCUUUGCGUUCUUCCAUCCUAGUGUGCCCGACGAACCGCUCGUGUUUGUGCACGUGGCGCUGGUGCCGCGGUUGGCCGACAGCAUGACGUACAUCAAAGAGGCGACGGAGCAGUUGGCGGACGAGCAUGAAGCGAAUGCCGCCAUCUUUUACUCGAUUUCGUCCACCCAGCCAGGGUUGCAGGGCGUCGACUUGGGCAACUUUUUAAUCAAACAAGUCGCCAAGCGCCUGCAAGAGGACUUGCCUAAUAUCUCGGUCUACUCGACACUGAGUCCCAUCCCUGGGUUUACGGCGUGGCUGCAUCUAACGGGACAUUCAAACUUGACCGAUUCUGACGUGGCAGCACUGAAACAGCUUCGCGGCAACGACGACCAAGGCUUUGAUGCGAACGAGACGUUAAAGCGAGUGCUGGCCAUCCCGGACUGGCACACGACUGAACAUGUGGUGGCGGUGGUGCAGCCCAUCCUGAUGCGACUGGGAGCGCACUAUCUGUUCCGAGAAAAGAAACGCGGCAAGGCGUUGUGUCCCGUGGCCAACUUCCACCUUCGCAACGGAGCCAUCUUUGAGCGACUGAACUGGCUCGGCGAUAUGUCGCCCAAGGGGCUCAAGAACAGCGCUGGACUCAUGGUCAACUACAAGUACGAGCUAAGCCAAGUGGAAGCCAACAACGAAAACUACUUGCUCCACAAUACUAUUCCCAUUGGCGAGCAGCCAUUGUCGAUCCUUGUUGAUUGAUUGGCGAUUGAGUGUUAACAGUAAAGUGUAGAAUAAUAUACUAUAUUUGGUUGUCUUAGGCUCUGAUUGGCUGAAGAAAUCAAGUUUAAUAGUAUAUUGAGUUAUAUAGGGCACUUAAUAAC